AUAAACUGGUGGUUGAUUAGAAAAGCAAAACUAAAAAAUUCAACUACUAAGGCAGCUCAUAAAAAAAUCCGUAAGCUACGAGACUUAAGGGCCAUCUCUCCAGGCCUGCAAGCAACUCGACUCUUCUAUCAUGACUGACAACAUCAUCACAAAGCCCCUCGGGUUAGUUCUGAUUAUCACAGCUCACAUGGUAUUUAAUGGCCCCAGCCAAGCAAAGGUCACUGGGAUCCUCGGCAGAAACAUUACCCUUCAAUUUACAUUUAAUGACACUGAUAUUCAUAAUCACAGCAAAUUUGCAAUUUAUAUAACAGGGGAGAAAAAGAUUGAUCAAUAUUCAGGGGGCAAACCUGGCCCAGGAGGGGGGAUUUUUAGUAUUUUCCCUAAAAAUGCUUCCGUAUUUUACCACAUUACAAAUCUUACACGAAAUCAAAGUGAAACAUAUUGGGCCACUUUGUUUGUGGGCUCGGGACUCAGGGAAAGUAAUACAGUGGAGCUGAUCGUCCUCGAGGAAAACACAAGCAGCACAGUUCCUCCGAUGCCAGCUAACAUCACAAUAAUCAAAGACAGUGGAAGUUCCAGUUUCUUAUCCUAUCAGCUCGUCACGGUCCUUGUGGUUUUACCUGUAGUGCUACUUGCUGCAGUCCUUCCCUGGUCGAUCUGGUGUCUCGUGAGAACCAAAGAUGAACAACACCAACCACAGCAAAACUCUAAUCCAACAGUACAGGAAACAUUUGAGGAUAUGCCUCCACCCUCACUGGUCUACAGCGUCCUGGACUUCCCCAGAAGACCCCCAGUAGUGUUGGAUAUUAAUCCAAAUGAUACAGAAUAUGCUGCUGUCAGCUACCUCUCAGAAAAGAGACUGACGCAAAACUGAAUGAAAACCUGCUGGGGUUGCUUGAUUUGAGUAAAGGUUUGCAAGGUGACUUGUAUACUGUAUAUAUAACCUAAAAUAGGUUUCCCAUAUGUUUUUGUAAUGCAAUUCUGAACUCUCCCAACCUGUAUAUGACUUGCUAUAAAUUACAUACAAAGGAGUUUUCAGGGGGAACAAAACUUAAGAUUUGAUGUCAGAAUCAAUGCUCUGCAUUGGUUGUAACUAUGUAGGUGUCAGUUUGAUUCUGGUGGUCGUGAGAUUGAGAGAGUUCCUGUGGCAAACCACAAGCCAACACACAUAAUGACUUGACCGCUAUCUUCUAAAUAGGAAGUUGAAAUCAUUAGCAAUAAUUAUACUUGUGACAUUUUAAGAUAGUGACAUGUGUCAAAAGACAUUUUACAAUCUUGGGCCACUUUAAUAAUUAGGUACCUAGCUAAUUAGUUAGAUUAGCUGAACGAUCUAGAACACAGAAUUAGUUUGCAAGACUGUACAGGUCAUUAAAAAUAAUAACUGCUGAUAAAGCCCACUGUUCCCUACAGAAAACAACUGCUCUUAAUUGAAAUUGACAGUUUGGAACUAUUUGAAGCUACACGAGGCCCGUGACUUGCUGCCACUUUUGAUCUCUCAGUGCCACAACUCUUGUAUCUUAAUGGGUCUGAUUUUGAGACAAUGCCACCUACACCUUCCUGAUGCUUUAAAUAUUCUCUCAGCACCUAAUGUAUAUUGAUACCCCACUGAAAAUAGUCCCUAAUCAUGCACUGUUUAUUCCUGUUUGAGUAACAUUUGCUAAAAACAAAGGUGUUUAGGAAAAUUACUGGGCCUUUUGUUAAAAUAAAACCAUGUAUUUCUUCAUUUUUUUGUUAUCAAAUAUGAUCUGAGUUGAGUGUCGCAGGCAGGGUGUAAUUACAAAAAUGUACCGAGAGAUGGACUUUAUUGGCAUUUAUUGAUAACAAAAACACUUGAAUAUCCCAAGCCUUUUUCUUAAAACCACAGUAAAGCACAACUAUGCGUAGUUAGCACUGAUUCUAAAUUUAUAACGACCCCUAUGAGGAUGUGGAAGGAUGUCAUUUUUUUUUUAUUUGGACAACGGUGGUGACCUUUGCUGUAGUUAUAUCUAUGACUUGUUUAUUAAUAAUGCUAUCUUUGGCGUGUGGAGGUGUAGCAUGUUUACCUGCUGCCUUUGGUUUGAAAUCAUCAUUGCGUUUGUUACAGUUCUGCCUCAUCACCUUUCCUUAAUUUUUAUCACUGUUUAAAUAUACAAAAAUAAGGACCAUGAGUGAGAUGAAACAGGAAAAUGAUGAAACUCCAUUUGUAGAUGAUCUGUUACCAGGUCAACAGUGCUGUACAUUCACAGGUCACAUAGGUAUUAAUUUUAUUCACUGACAGUUUGAAACAAUCACACCAGUUUACACACGCAACAACUAUCUGACACUAUCUCAUAGCCAUUUUCCACUGCAUGGCUUCUAAAGUUCUCUUUUGAGGGGUGCUUACUGAUGUUUUGAUAAAUUUUGCAGACAAAGUAUCACUAGUUAUAAUUACCAUGUGUUGUUACAGUAUGUAUUAAAACAUAUUAUGUGGAGUUAAACCCACACAAGCUAAGUGUUAAUAGCAAACAAGCAGGCUGAUCAUUCAUCCUGGAUGUUGCUUGCUACUCAGGAAGGAAAAUAACCAGUAAAGUCAGUGGUUUUUAAAAUAGGUGACCACAGUGACUUGCGGGCUGAAGAAAUCUUCUGUGCUCUGAAAAUCUCAUUGGUAAAACAGUAAAAGUAAAUUCUGAAAUCAACCAAGGUACCAGGUUUCUUGUAUAGCUAGGUGGUAUCAUUUCACAUACUACUGAAUGGUUCUUCCUGAAAUGCACAAGUUGUUUUAGUGAAUGUCAAAAUAAUACAUUUUAUUCUUUGCAGUGUAAAUAAUGUAUUUUGUUCAUCCCUGUCUAGAAUCUAUGUCUCAUGUACUGUAAGUAACAGAAAAGGCUUUUUGUCUUGUUGACAGUGGUGCCUAUUUGAGGCAGUACAAGCAAUGACAUAAAAUGCACUGUACAUUUCACUUAUUAUAAAAAAAGUUAAACACAGCUGUAUGUUCAGGGUGUAACUCAUCACUCAUGUCAUACAUAA
Molecule: messenger RNA, 2985 nt
Organism: Monopterus albus (swamp eel)
Lineage: Eukaryota; Metazoa; Chordata; Actinopteri; Synbranchiformes; Synbranchidae
Exons: 5
Coding region: 131-874 (247 amino acids)
Source: RefSeq, a predicted model, not a curated record